AUGUUAAUUGACUUUAUAUCAUCCAUAAAACUUCCAGUCAGCAGUGGCUACAUAAAGUUUUGGGAGAGUCAGAAGUUACAUGUGUAUUUUCAACUACUGAUGACUUAUAUGUCUUCUUUGACUGCAGCCAGAAAUGACAUGGAGCCCAAAUAUCAAUUUCAGAGAUGUGAAAGAGUGAAAGGAAGAUGUAAAACAUUUUGUGAUGAUGAUGAAUAUGAUUACGGAUCCUGCAUAAAAUGGAGAAAUCAGUGUUGCAUAUAA
Mustela erminea (ermine) is the source of this 261-nucleotide messenger RNA. RefSeq names its product beta-defensin 110-like. The transcript is spliced from 2 exons. The record is from RefSeq and is a predicted model, not a curated record. Bases 1 to 261 code for a protein of 86 amino acids. Lineage: Eukaryota; Metazoa; Chordata; Mammalia; Carnivora; Mustelidae.